AGAGGAAGAUUGAUGGGCUCAUCCCUCUCUCUAUCCCCCCUCCCCCCGAGCCGCGUGAAGCUGGGAAACGGAAGGAAGUCGGAGCUCGACGUUGAAUCCUCCGGUUCAUGAGAGAGUUGUCCGAUCGUCUCUAUCAACUGAGCCUGAGAGUGUGCAAGUAGAGAGAUCAGAGGGUUUCGGAGCGAAAAUCCAACCGAUCGUCGUCGUUUCUGUUUGAUUAGGGGUUUCAAGGAUCGAUCAUGGAGACAGCUGGUAAUAGGGUUCCUUCAGCGUCCACCGCUGGUGAUUCCAGGAGGUAUCUCUCCAUCUUCACCGCAUCUUCACUCUUCCCCGCUCAAUUCUCUACGUUGUUGGAGUAUUCGGGUCUGCUAGGUUCAAGCUCCACUCAUGGUCCCGAGGCCGACAGCCUCGUACCGGCGGUCUCCGCUUCUCCGGCUCAUGUUCCCGGUGGUACCUCCGAAGGAGAAGUCUCCAUAAGGAUAAUGGGUUCAGAGGCGGAGAGGAACCCGAACCCCGAAGUUUCCGCCACCGUGGUUAUUGGGGAGACCGAUAACUUGUCCUCUCGGGCAGAUGAGGAUGAGAAUGGAGGAGCUCAAGCUCAUUCGGAAGCGGGAAAUGGUAGCGGCAGGGAAUCUUCUUACCAGAGAUACGAUAUCCAGCAAGCCGCCAGGUGGAUCGAGCAAGUCCUUCCCUUCUCCUUGCUUCUCUUGGUCGUCUUCAUCAGGCAGCAUUUGCAGGGGUUCUUCGUCACUAUCUGGAUCGCUGCUGUCAUGUACAAAUCUAACGAUAUCCUCCGCAAGCAGACAGCCCUUAAGGGAGACAGGAAGACAUCUGUUCUGGUUCUGAUCUCGGUGGCUUUCUUUCUUCAUGUUGUUGGAAUUUACUGGUGGUUUCACAAUGAGAACAUGCUCCAUCCCUUGAUCUUGCUUCCUCCUAAAUCAAUUCCGCCCUUUUGGCAUGCGGUCUUCAUCAUAAUGGUAAAUGAUACUUUGGUCAGGCAAGCAGGGAUGGUCUUGAAGUGUCUUCUUUUAAUCUAUUACAAGAACAGUAGAGGUCGAAGCUACCGUAAGCAGGGUCAAUUGCUAACCGCAGUUGAAUAUCUGAUGCUGCUUUACCGUGCCUUGUUACCAACUCCAGUAUGGUACCGUUUCUUCUUGAAUAAAGAAUAUGGGAGUCUUUUCUCAUCAUUGAUGACAGGGUUGUACCUAACGUUCAAGCUCACUUCUGUUGUUGAGAAGGUGCAAUCCUUUUUUGCUGCCUUGAAGGUGCUAUCUUGCAGGGAUGUGCACUAUGGAGCUUAUGCAACCUCUGAGCAGGUUCAUGCAGCAGGAGACAUAUGUGCCAUCUGCCAGGAGAAGAUGCAUACGCCGGUUCUCCUGAGCUGUAAACACAUUUUUUGCGAAGAUUGCGUGUCGGAAUGGUUUGAGAGGGAGAGAACAUGCCCACUGUGCAGGGCAUUGGUCAAGCCUGCAGAUAUAAAGUCAUUCAGUGAUGGAUCAACAAGCCUGUUUUUCCAGAUCUUCUGAGGAAAAAAAAGACACAUUCUUUGAAACCCUUCCGACAGUUGAAUCUGGAAUCUGGAAUCUGGACUAAGGGUACAACGAAGCUGUCUAUAUGUUUGUUGUUAUUAUAUAUGGAUGAUAUUGGAAUAUGCUUGUGGCGGUUAAUGGGAUCACAGUCACUAAGUGUAGAGGAAGUUUAACUGAGCAUUGGAGUUGGACAUACCUGUAAUAUGUAUUAACUGCUUAUCGCUUAUGAUAUAUAUAUACACACAUAUCUCAGAGGUUUUAA
Tarenaya hassleriana is the source of this 1791-nucleotide messenger RNA. RefSeq names its product RING finger and transmembrane domain-containing protein 2-like. The record is from RefSeq and is a predicted model, not a curated record. Gene Ontology annotation, molecular function: ubiquitin protein ligase activity. NCBI's taxonomy places the organism in Eukaryota, Viridiplantae, Streptophyta, Magnoliopsida, Brassicales, Cleomaceae. Bases 240 to 1526 code for a protein of 428 amino acids. Gene Ontology annotation, biological process: positive regulation of ERAD pathway. The transcript is spliced from 8 exons.